Molecule: messenger RNA, 2187 nt
Organism: Solea solea (common sole)
Lineage: Eukaryota; Metazoa; Chordata; Actinopteri; Pleuronectiformes; Soleidae
Gene: mcfd2
Product: multiple coagulation factor deficiency 2, ER cargo receptor complex subunit
Exons: 4
Coding region: 148-675 (175 amino acids)
Molecular function (GO): calcium ion binding
Source: RefSeq, a predicted model, not a curated record
UAUUAACCAAUCAUAUUGAGCUGUCGUGUCCAACAGGGGCUACGGCAAGCGGCGUGGCUCUUACAAGCAAGUUGUGACUCAGAGCACUUCUGUUCCAAACAAUAACUGUCCACUACACGGAGCCAGGUGAAGAAUCGCAUUACGUGCAUGCCUUUGUGCAGAAUGAGUUGCAGAAGAUCUGGUGUGCAGAUCUGGGGGAGUCUGCUCCUCCUCGUGUCCUGUUGUCUGCUCGGUGUUUCGUCUCAUUCAGAUCACCAGCAGCAGCAUCAGCAGCAGCAGCAGCAGCAGCAACAGCAGCAGCCACCGCCACCCAUCGUGGAGAGCGCAGCGCACGUAAGCCAUGGUCAUGGCCGCCUGGAUAAAAACAUGGUUCAGGACAAAGAUCACAUCAUGGAGCAUCUGGACGGAGUGAUAGACAAACCAGAGAAGGACAUGACACCCCAGGAGCUUCAGCUGCAUUAUUUCAAAAUGCACGAUUAUGAUGGAAACAACCUCUUGGACGGGCUGGAACUUGCCACAGCGAUCACACAUGUACACAGAGAGGAGAGAGGAGAGGAGAGCCAGCCAAUGAAGGAGGAGGACCUCAUUUCUCUCAUCGAUGAUGUUCUGAGGGACGAUGACAAAAACAAUGACGGUUAUAUAGAUUAUGCAGAGUUUGCCAAAUCACUGGAAUAGAGUGUCAUGACAUUCAUUUAUGUCCACAACAACUGCAAGGGAUCUGCAGAGAUGAGUGGAGUCGUAGGUGGACGUACAAGGAGCCAAACUGUGAAGCCGCAUUACAUAGAGGAAUCUUUUUCAUUCACAGUCAAUCAGGAUUUCAGUCAGUUUUUUUGUUCUGUUAAGGUUUGUCGUAGUCCUUUUUUAUUUCAAACUGCAGCAGUAGAUUGGGUUAUGCCAGCCUUUCAGCAAAUAAACAGUUGGAAUACCUUUAAUUAAUCUCCAUUAUGCUUAAAAAUUAGUCUAAAAGGGUUAUAUUUGGUUUAUAGUUUUUCUGAUUCUUUGAUUCUUGUCAGUGACCUGAUGCAGUAAGGUUCAAAAUUCCCUUUAAAGACUAUUGUGUAACAUUCAGCUGCUUAUAAGAAGAACUGUUCAGAACCACAUGCGGACUACACAGUGUUGCCUACACAGUGUAGGGUGAACUCAGUGUUUAUAUGAACAGAAGUGUCUUUUUUUUUUUUUUUAGUGGUGCUACACUUUAAAUUGGACCAGUUUCCAUUUCAGAAUGUGGCUCGUAAAAAAUGUUGGGACCAAAUGAUUCGGCCUGUGAUUUCAUUACCUUUGCUCUUUGUGAGGAGGAUGAGAUGAACAGGUCGUUCUCGUGUGAACAGAAAGUGACCUUGCUCAGAUGUAUUGUCUGUGAUGUCGUGUAGAGUAGAAAACCUUGUUGAAGUUAUGAGGUGGAGACGAAGAACAACAAAAUAGUGUUACCGGAGGAACGGUGUGGCACCUCGUCACAUCACCACCUCACGUUUCCUCUCGAGGUAACUCCCGCAGUAAUCUUCACUCCCCUAUAUUCUGUCAGCUCAGCAGAUCCUCCUCAUUUACCUGUGAAUGUAAAUCAGUAUGGUGCUGUGCUGUGCUGAUUCUUUAUCACUGGAUAAGCUAGACAUAAAGCACACUGGCUGAUGCUGCUGCCACUGCAGCUUCACAGAUUUGUAAGAAAGCAUUUGUAUCCUGCCCUCCAUUAGUUGCCUUUAAAACGUACAGCUGUAUUUUUGUCUGUUUGAAAUAUACCUGUUUGGUGUGUGGUGUUACAAAAAUAAUAGCUUUACAAACAGAGAAGUAAAAGAAAGAGAAAAAAAACAGGGUUUUGUUUUAUGGUCGUGACAACCACUCAGCCAAAAUAUUUCACAGUUGACACUAAAUCCCAGGAUUUUCAGAAAUACACAGAUCUUUGAUGAGGAUCAGAUCAGCAAUUGUCAAAAAUCAAAAAGUAGGAUAGAUGAACAGAGAGUUUAGUGUUUAUUAGUACGGUAAGAAUAUAACAUUUCAGGUCUUUUGUGUGUUAAAUCUGUGAUUUCUCAAAUAUUUUCUGUAUGGAUGAAUUAUAUAUUUUGGCCAUCCAGUAUUGUUUUCUUCAAUCAAUUCAGGUUGUUGAAUACAAAAAAAAAAAAAAAAAAAGUGAAAAACAUUGCAAGUGCUGUCUCUGGGAUGUGAGAAAUAAUAAUAAAAAAAAGGUAAAUUCGA